AUGUCUUAUAACAAACCCACAAGCCCACCGCCCUCUUACCCUGCCCAGGCCCACGACGCCGGCCCCUACUACCCAAACUCCCCACCACCGGGCCAAAGCCCUGGCUCCGCGAACGACUACUACGGCGGCGGCCAGCCCCAACAGCAGGGUUACUAUCCACCCCAACAAGGCUAUGGCCAGUCACAGCCUCAACAGCAGGGCUAUUACCCCCAGGGCCAGCCGAUGUAUUACCCUCCGCAGCAGGGCCAGGGGUACCCCCCUCAACAGCAACAAGGUUACUAUGCCGAUGACCGCGGGAGGAACUCCGGUGGUGCAGGAGGGGGCAUCUGCGCGGGUAUCAUGGCUGCCAUGGCUUGUUGCUGCUGUUUGGACAUCUUGUUCUAG
This is a messenger RNA of Penicillium griseofulvum, 384 nucleotides long. RefSeq lists its product as uncharacterized. The transcript is spliced from 2 exons. Lineage: Eukaryota; Fungi; Ascomycota; Eurotiomycetes; Eurotiales; Aspergillaceae. Bases 1 to 384 code for a protein of 127 amino acids. The record is from RefSeq and is a predicted model, not a curated record.